AUGUCAUCACUAUCAUUAUCAUCCCCAAAAUCUUCGACCACCGCAACAACAAUGGACGAGUCAAGCAUUGAGGAGAUUGCUCCUCAUAUCCUAUUUGAGAUACGCAACUCACCAUCUUUGAUGUCCAUGUCCAAUAGCAACAACAACACCAGUACAGACAGCGCCAACACCCCCACCAACAACACAGACAAACAUGCUGAGCUAGACUUUGUACCAAUUUCCCCCAUCCAGGGCUUUGGCAAUGGCCGCUCCAGCAUCACCUCGUCCACAGGCAUGCGUCCAUCGAGCCGAAAUAGCGUACGUCGCAGCUCUGGUGCUGGACAUCACUCGCCCUCAAACUCAUUCCUGCAUCUUGGUGAAAGCAGUGGCAGUGGCAGUGGGCUUGGACUUGGACUCGGACUUUCACUUGGUAAUAGUAAUGGCAUUGGCAAUAAGAGCUCAGAUGACAAUAGCCUGGACGUUGGUACGGGUGGCGGCAUUGGCAACUCAAUAUUCAACAACAACAUGUUCUAUCAGUCCUCCACGUCUUCAUUCGCGUCUCUUCCCAACCCAUUGCCCGGCUCGCCACGUGUCGAGAUCCUGGCCAACGAGAGCGUGCUCUCCAGCUCGACCGACUCACUCACCAACUCAUACUCACUCAUCAACCUGUCGUCUUCUCCAUCGCAAUCUGCUCCCUCAUCCCCACCCUCAUCCAAAUCACUCAAGUUCCACAGCUUCAAACAACAACAACAUCAACAGCAACAACAGCAACAGUUCCAGGUUGGCUCACCUGGUAAGGGCUACGGCUCACCAAUCCCCUCGAACAACAGCAACAGUAACAACAACAACAACAACAACAACACAUUGUCCCCACCUUCAUCACCGCCCAUGAGCUGCGGCUCUACCACACCUGUACACUGCAGCCUCAAUGAUUGCCUUCUGUGCCAACGUGGACAGCCAGAGAUCCUUAUCAAGCAGCCAACAUGGGCCAGUAUCAUGCGCGUGGUCUUCUAUACAUUGAACCAUGAGAUGCCCGAGAAGCAGUUCUUCUCGCUCAAGACCGAUGUGUACGAGUUCAUGACCUCGCAUUGGGACGUGCUGUGUUUGAAUAAGAAGCGCUCGGACAACUGGCACAAGCAGAUACAGGACAUGCUGUCGCACUCCAAGAACAUCUUUGACUCGGGCAUGGACACAUACAAGCAGAAUGGUUUCUGGCGUCUGAAGCAGACCAACGACCCAUGGACCAUGCAGAAGGGCGGUCGCAAGGGAUCGACGUCGAUGCCCUCGUCACCCCUGUCCAUGGUGUCCACGCCAGCGUCCGCCCUGCUGGCACAGGCCAUCUCCAGCUCGUCGGCAAUGGCCAUGUCGGCGUCGUCCACGUCCAACUUUGCAUCGCUGGCCUCCCCGCCACGCACGUCAACGCCCUCGAUCAACAUCCCGCGUCUAAACACAUCGCCAUUGUUAUUGUCCCGCGUGGCCAACAACUCUGGUAUCUUUGACGACUUUAAGAAGCGCUCAUCCAUCGAGAUGCUCCUGGAAAACCUCGAGAUGGACUCGCCACGCAAGAAGCGUCUCUCAGACUCUGGUGACAUCCAACGCAACUAUAUCGAUAGUCCACGCGAGGAGUUGUACAUUAGCGAGUCAUCAAACAACUGA
This is a messenger RNA of Acytostelium subglobosum LB1, 1635 nucleotides long. RefSeq lists its product as hypothetical. The transcript has a single exon. The record is from RefSeq and is a predicted model, not a curated record. The coding region runs from base 1 to 1635 and encodes 544 amino acids. Lineage: Eukaryota; Evosea; Eumycetozoa; Acytosteliales; Acytosteliaceae.